AUGGAAGGUAUGAUACAAGCACGUAGUUACGGUCAGUGAAAGAUAUAAAUUUAUCAUAAAAAUUAAGGAAAGAGUGUCAAGAGUUUCUGAACUCCAUUGCAUCGACUCUUCCUACAUGAAAAUGGAUAAUUUGUUGAAAGAAUUAGAAGCGAUGAAAAUCACAGGUAAUUUGUCAAGCGAUAAUUUAUGGAAGACUUGCAUAGAAUUGCUCGAAAAUACCUUCGUUCCGGAAAAACAGAUCGGCAAAGAACGACCCUGUGAAGAGAAAGAUUACAGGGAAUACAGACAAAUAGUCGAUAGAAAUUUACGAAACAUAGAGUCAACACUACAUCACGUAAUAAUAACGUUUAAUGAUGAUCAGAAUAAGGAAGAAACAACUACUAUAAUCCAGAAUCAGUACGUGCGGACAUUUCUGACAUAUUUAAUUAUCAUUAUUGGCGAACAGAGUGAAAAAAGUGUUUGGAAUACAGCUGAAUCUGUAUCUAUAGCCAACAGCAUGAAAUACAAAAUAUGCAAUUUUUAUAAAUGUGAUUCUAUAUCGAAGUUGCUUGUUGGAGAAGGAAUGUACAAAGAUAGUUCGAGCAAUGAUACCUAUAGCAUCCUUAACAUGGUGCUGCUAGCAGUCAGACCAAAGUUACGCAAAGAAACUUGGAAGGCUCACCCAGCCACAGUUAAUUUGUAUAAGUGGAUAUUAGAGCAGAUAGAGGAACCAAAUUUAGUCAAUCACAUGAGUAAUGUGAUACCGACCGCACUGAUUAUUCUGGAUGAUUACGUAGUGGAGAACAGACUCCUGGGCAUAAAAUGCUUAGAAAGGAUUUCGAAGCAUGCAUACAUGAGGAAGGAACUAGUUGAUACGGGAUACUCAGAAAUGAUAUACUAUGAAUUGACACGAUUAUUAGGUAUGCGGGAAGUGGCAUACGUCAAACCUUUAUAUUCCUGUAUGACCAAAGUUUUGUCAACCAAUGAGUACUAUAACAACACAAAUUGCCUGGAGUGGACUAGACGGGAUGAUGUUCUGUCAUCACUCUUGGGCAACAUGGAGUAUGAGCAGAAUUCAGACCUGCGGCAUGCCUAUAUGUGCAGUUUGCCUGAAAUGUUAACUAACAUAGGGUGUUCUAAAUGGUGCGAAAGGCUGGCAAGAAUUUUGUCCGAAUAUUGUGAAAACCAUACUGACCUCAAAACAUUAAAAGUUACCUUACAAACUGCAAAGGUCUUUCUUGUAACUCUUCAACCACGUGUACCAUCGCAUUGCGUAUCUCUGUACGCAACAUUUCUCAAACUUCACACAGAUUUGAUGGAAACACCAGUAUUUGAUAAGGAAAUCGUAGAAAACUUAGAAGAUUGCAUUUGUAUGUUGUAUAAAUUAGUACCUUCGAUAGGCAGAAAAAUUGUUACCGAUGAUCGUAUGAAAUCCAUAAUAAACGAGCAUCUUCAAUUCAAAAUAUUGAAUGAUACUACUUAUUUUGAAUGAACUUACUGUUAACUAAGCCUAAUGAAAUUCUGUGUUAUUUGUUUUUAAGUGAAAAGAUUGUUAAUAUAUUUGUUAUUUUGAUAAUUUGUACGAACCUAUACAAUAAGAAAAAAAAAACAUGUACAGAAAAUACCUUAAAAUCACGCCUAUAACCGCAUUUAAUAAUCUAGAUAAAGUGGUCUCAAAUGUCUUUGAAGCUCCAUAUAAAUACCAGAAAUCUGAAUUUCUAAUCCUAGGAUUCAAAAACCAUCGCCUGAGAUGCACUGACUGCGUUUGUUAAAUAAACGUUUCCCUUUUUGAUAAAAA
Messenger RNA from Athalia rosae (coleseed sawfly), 1777 nucleotides. Its product is annotated as TELO2-interacting protein 2-like. The record is from RefSeq and is a predicted model, not a curated record. The transcript has 5 exons. NCBI's taxonomy places the organism in Eukaryota, Metazoa, Arthropoda, Insecta, Hymenoptera, Athaliidae. Gene Ontology annotation, cellular component: cytosol; nucleoplasm; centrosome. Bases 116 to 1471 code for a protein of 451 amino acids.